GCAUAUCUCGCCGUUCAUCCAAGCAGUGCCAUCCACGUGCAACCGCGUUCCGAAAAAAGUUCUCCUUCGGUGAUUCCACCUUAGCGGAAACGGAGUUCACUGCGGAACCUAGGAAACGAAUGGAGAACUGUGAACAUACCACGGAGCGUCUCUUCAUCCGCGGAAAAGUACAUUGACGGCAAUCACGGAAUUAUUUGUGAUUUCCGCGGGACAUUGCUCGUCUUUCUUCAACGACUCUGGAGGGACAUUACACUGUACCUCAAGUAUAGCGUCGUGCACUCAACGGUCACGAAGGCAAGUGUUGCAUCUGGACGUGCGAGUGGGGGACAAGCGCCACGUUGGAAGAUCUGAAAGUGUAGCAUCGGCUAUCACGAGACGCGUUCGAGAUAGUCCAGGCUAAGUGUGUCGGAACAAGUAAGUUGCACUUCAUCAGGAUUCAGGAGUGAGUUACGAAGACGUUGCCGUUCAAAGGUCACGAAAACGGGCAAGUGCUCCUACAGUACAGGCAAACGCUGCACAGUUAGCAAGUUUUGCGACACGUCUUUCCACAUAAUAUCCGGAAAGCAGAGUCCUAUAUCAGAAGCACGUAGUAAAGGCUCUACGGCGUGCCAAGCCUUUUUCUCGGACCCAGCGAAAGUUACACCGUGUCAGCGUGCGUGCCUUUUCGUUCCCAAAGAGACGUCGCUUGUCUUGGCGAGCCAACUUUUACGGCUUAGAUUGCCUCUAUAACCUCGGAACGUUCAAGUGAAGAUUGCCGUUGCAGUUGUUCAAGGCACUUCUCACGGGCAUCCUUCAACGGUGAAACUACUCUCUACUUCGGAACCGUUGAGGAGAACUCAGGGUAAGACGCGUCAGCGUAUCGCCGAGGGAUCGUCCGGAAGCACUCUCCAAGGCUGCACGAUCUCUUUUCUCUCACCAUGGUCACAGGCGCCAUGCAUCCAGACCAAGCUUCACCAGAAAAGCUUUUGAACGGCAAGUACGAGAGCGCCGUCCACUAUGAAGAAAACAGCGAGCAAACAAACCUCAAGAGGUCUAACUCUGUCGGGUUACGGCCCGAGCUUGGACUUACGAAUGGUGUGGGUAUGAUUGUAGGGGUCAUCAUCGGUGCCGGCAUCUUCGUUUCGCCCACUGGUGUCAUACGGUACGCCGGUUCCACCGGUAUGUCACUCGUGGUGUGGGUCGCAUGCGGUGUUCUUUCCAUGAUCGGUGCCAUGUGCUACGCCGAACUGGGAACCAUGAUUCCCAAAUCCGGUGGCGAUUAUGCGUACCUGAACGCUGUCUACGGUCCUCUACCGGCUUUCAUCUACCUGUGGAUGUCGCUCUUGGUCAUCAUGCCCACGCACAACGCUAUACAGAGCCUCACGUUUGCGAGUUACCUGCUCGAGCCCUUCUUCCCGGAUUGUCUGCCGCCAGCGAAUGCGGUCAGAUUGAUCGCUGCUGCUGUUCUUUGCUUGCUCACAUUUAUCAACUGCUACAAUGUCAAAUGGGCUACAUUUGUUCAAGACUCCCUCAUGUUUGCCAAGGUCAUUGCGCUAGUCGUCAUUAUCAUAGCUGGAAUGGUGCAUCUUGCACAAGGGCACACUGGAAACCUUCAAAAUCUGUUUGAAGGGACCACAAAGGAUCCAGGUCUCAUCUGCCUUUCUUUCUACUCUGGCCUAUUUUCUUACGCCGGCUGGAAUUACCUGAACUUUGUCACAGAGGAGCUUAAGAACCCAUUCAGGAACUUGCCAUUUGCUAUCUACAUUUCACUACCUCUGGUGACGGUCAUCUAUCUGCUUGCCAAUGUUUCCUACUUCGUGGUGUUGACGGCAGAUGAAGUUCAAUCUGCUAAUGCAGUCGCUGUGACUUUUGGUGAGAAGAUUUUAGGAGUGAUGUCAUGGGUGAUGCCCGUCUCUGUUGCUCUCUCUACGUUUGGUGGCCUCAAUGGAGGCAUUUUUGCAUCUUCAAGGUUAUUUUUUGUCGGUGCUCGUCAAGGUCACCUUCCAUCGUGCCUGGCCAUGAUUAACGUCUCUCAUUACACACCAACACCUAGUUUGGUGUUUUUGUGUCUUCUCAGCCUUCUGUACCUGACAAACACAGAUGUGUUUGUUCUCAUCACCUACACUGCCUUCAGUGAAGCCAUGUUCAUUAUGAUGUCUGUUGGAGGACUUCUUUGGUUGAGGUACAAGCAGCCUAAUGCUAAAAGGCCCAUUAAGGUGAACAUAAUUCUUCCAAUCAUCUUCUUUAUCAUCUCGUUGUUCCUGGUUGUGCUGCCGUUCUUCAGUGAACCCCUGGAGACCUCAAUUGGAGUUGGCAUUGCUCUUUCGGGAAUUCCCGUUUACUUCCUUACAAUCUACUGGAAAGAGAAGCCAAAGGCUUAUCGCAGGGGAAUCUUCUGGCUUACGGAAUGCGUCCAAAAGCUGCUCUACAGCGUCCCUCAAGAAGACAAGUUUGAUUGAAGGCCUUCAUUCCACGUUCAUCUGUUCAGAAACUGUCAGCUUUGUGUUUUGUUUCCUGUGGCAAGAAGCAGUUAUGGCUUACAGAAAAGGGGGCACACUAUACAGUAGUAGCCAAUGACUUUUUUUUCUCUCUCUCUCUCUCGGUAGUACGAGCUACAAAACAUCUUCCAUGUGCCUUGCACUUAAACAAGGGUGUAUCAGCGUUACUCCGUGAACUUAGUACAUUUUAGAAAACCAUUUUUAUGCUUUGCAAUUCUACUUUUAGGUUUAAUUUACUGGUUGGGUCAGUCAAAUGAUGGCCAUGCAUCGGUGCCUAAACGCAAUUUCCUUAUUUAAGUGUUGUUGAUGCAUAUUUGGCAGCUUCUCAUAACUGCAAACACUUUUGUUUUUGCAGUGUGACUUCGUUGUUUUUGCACACCAUUUGUUAGCAUAUGUUUAGGAUCUGUGUUAUGUACAUAGUUUCGUGUCCCCUGUACAUAAUGUAAUUUUAGGGUAUAUUUUUGCAUGUGCACAUGUGAGUCCUUGAUGAAUGUAUGAGAAAAAUAUCAUUUAUUGCGGUGGCUUUUCAUGGCUGUUUUUGUGAAAGCUGAAACUAUCUCAUCUGCUACUACAUAAAUUAAGUAUUGAAACCAAAUGUAACUGCUAUAUCGAGGCAGGGUACAGUGUUAAAUUUUUCAGCCCUGUUGUGUGUGGAUAACUAGAGCCUGAAGUUUUAGGGUUUUACCAGGUUCUUCCUCAAAUUUGCACCCUGAAUUGAAGGUUGCCUCUUUAGGGUGAAACCAGAUUUUUACCCGGCAAAUUGCCCUCACUGGGAUGUCCGUAGCAAUUCACUUACUUACUUGUUUGGCAACAAAUGCAGUUACAUCACAGUUCGCACCAAACCACUACAGUUAGUGUGAGUAACUGAGCCCGAUUUCUCCCCGAAUUUAGCAUACUGCAAGUUUGUUCACCUGCAUUUGCAUGAAUUUAAAGCACAUGUUUAUUUACCCGAUUUUUACCCCCCAAAUUUAGAAAAAAAUAUUCCCUGAAAACUUCAGGCUCUAUGGAUAACACAGUUGUUCAGAUCAUAGCAGAACAAAUAGCUGUACACAUGAAACCAUGCUGUCCAGCAUUGUUGUGCAGUUCAUUUGGUAUGUCUUACACAUACCACAUGAACGUUACCACAUACAUACAUGCAUACAUACCAGAUGUGUUGUAAUGUAAAUUGCGUUACUAGUUUCUCUAGUAUUACUGCAGUUUUUCCAGUGGUACUGCAUGAUGCAUUCAGUACAUCAAAGGUUACACUUAUUCAAUUACCUGUCAUAGGGUACGGCAUGAUUUUGCAACAGUACCUAAUGAUCAACCUAAUAAUCAACAGUACCUAAUGAGUAUGCAAAAAUGAAUAUUUAUCUUACUUCAUUGCAAAUUUUCUUACAAAAAUGGAACGGCAUGUUUUAUGUGAUAAAAUAUAAUCUAUUGCAUUGUCCAUAUAAUAUAUGAUAUGAUAUUCUAUGCGCAUAAGGAAACUGAGGGAAAGCUACGUGAUUGAAAUAGUAACACUUUGGGGAAUUUAAGACAGAACCCAAUCAGCCACAUAAGGUAAGAGGUACGUGACAUCCAAUUUUGGACACACUUGUAGUAGGUGCCUUGAGCUUUUCCAUGCAGCUGUACCGUGGCUGCAUAUAUGGGACCAUUGCAUGAGAGCUGCUUUGUGUAUGACUGGUUAUCAACAAAUUGUUAAUCCUGUCACAAUUUUCCAUCGUCUCCUAUUGAUAAUGGCUACUGAAGAGGAUGUGCAGCAAGAGAAGUGAUUAUGUUGUUAGUUCAGGAACAAUGUGGAAGCCACUGUGCCAAUUUUUCCAUUGUUCCACGUAAGUGCAAUGUCUUUCUGCAAUGCUCUGUCAGUUCUAACUAGGGUGUUUACUUUUGUCAUCAAAGGGUAGCAGUCAUUGUUACUUAUACAUGUACCCAAAUGCUGCAGGUUCGAAUUUUGGCUAAUCGCUGCCCCUGUCAGCAUGUGAAAUUCAGUGUACUGCUGCAGAAGCAGAGAACGGGGUGAUUUGGGUACUGUACCUCUUAUCAUGAAGAGGUUUUGUGAGGAUAGUUGCAGAAUUUGUUGGUAAAGUUUGUUUUGAAACAGACAUAUAUAAUAGUUUAAAUAAUCUCUCUCCUUUAUAUGUCACUGAAAAUCUUGGUAUAGAGUUUGAGUAUCUUCCCACAAAUGGAUCAGCAUUCAGUAAAUAACACUAAAUCAGUGUGAUUUCAUGGAAACCAAAGAACUUAAUGAAAAGAAGAUAUGCUUCAUGUACUCGUGCAUUUAUUUAUAACCUGAGGCAGUGGAUAUUGUCUUAGUUUUAUGUACAUAUCUGAACAGUUUUGCUUAAUUAAAAAAAAAAGAUUAUGUAGUUAAUGAACGGAUUUUGCGCUCUGGCUUUCUGCCAGUGUUAACAAAGUAGUGUCCAUGAAUGUGGUAUAUUGCUUCCCAGCUGGCCAAGAAUGGCAGCUGAUAAAAAAGCACCAUCAGUGGGAUACACCCUGUGUUUCUUAGUGUGGCUUGCUUGUGGUGGUGAGAGGGUAGCUGGUGUGGGGCAACUGGCAGCAUCGCUUACCGGAAUUUGGAGGUCGUGGGCUGGGAUCCCACUGCUGGUGCUUUUUUGUCGAUUGCCAUUCUCUCUCAUUUCUUGGUUGUGGCAGCAGUGCUGAAGGUGUGGACUGAAUGAUUGCUGAAAAACAUCACCACAAUGGAAGGUCACAUAAAAGUUUGGAUGAGUGCGGGUGUAAAGGACUACGAACUAUGUUUGUUGUGCCCCUGUCUAUGGUACAUGCACCUGCACUCGAGGAUUUUCUAAAUGUUGAAGCUUUGUCUCGCCAUGACGUACUAGCUAUUUUAAAAUAACAGUUGAGAAAAUACUUCCGAGGCUUCUGGUGGCGCAAAGCUGGUAUUAUGGGAGGACCUUUGGAUGUGUGGGACAGAUCCACAGGUAAAUAUGGAAGUUAAUGGUCCACGGGGCUCUCACUGGUCGUUGAGACCCUUGAACACCCUGAAAUUUCAAAAUGCUAUUUUAAUUCCACAUCUGUCUUAUUCUCGUGGAGCUGCAGCAUAAAUUCUGCUUAUCCGAGAACUAUUACACAGAUUACACAAUAUUACAUUAUUCUGCUUGACAGAACUUAUGUCAGAACUAUAGUUUCAAGCAUACAAGAAACGAACAAUGCCCUCCGCUGUAUUCAUUCGCCAUGCUUUCUAUCCUAUGAUCGUUAACAGUCAGGAGCCGUAGGACGCGUUUGAACAGAUCACCGUUGCGCACUCUCCAUGUAUUCUGUCGUGUCAUACCCGUUGCUCAAAUAUCUUUGUGAAAUACCGAAGUCCUGGCCAUAACCAUGUGUCACAUCCCGGUCAAAAUCACAACAGAUUCUUAAAUGGUCCUUGAAAGACCCUUGAAUUUUUGUUUCAAAAUUGAGCGUGAACCAUAGGUCCACUCCAUGGGCAACAUUUUUAUUCUAUCCCUCGUUCUAACCUACUAGUACGAAGUUCACCAGAGGGGCAAGAAAAGUGUUCCAAUUGGAAGCUUGCUUGUAAUUUCAGCUCUUGUUUUUGGUGAAGUUGUGUUCACAGUGUUGCCGAUCUCGAGAGUGUCAUUUUAACCCACCUGAGAAUUCUAAAAUGAGCAUACGAAAUGUGAAUGCUUUCUGUUCCUGGCAUCCUAGUGAAUUCAGCAAGGUUGAGGCGAUAAUUAAGCGGAGUGUAUAUACUUUACCCUUGAGCUCACUUGCAAGUAUAACGUGUUAUGGGAUCCAUAUAGGUUAUCCAUGGUGGGAUUCUGUUCAGAGAAAGGGGCAGCACCAAAAACUUUUUAAAGAUCUCCUGGUGGUCACAGUGCAAUAAUUUGUUUCAAGGUUGUUCACUUUUCACAUAAAGUACCGAAGUACUCCUGUAAAGAAAUGACACUACUUCUACCUUGCUACGUUCUGAUAUUACUUUGGUCAUUGGUAAAAAGUAAAGCAUUGCUUAUAUUAUCUAGGACGUUGCUCAAAAAUUGCUCGUCCUGUACUGUGAGCAACUGUACUUGGAAUUCGAAGAAUACCAAAUGCAUAAUUGUGUGUUUCAUGUAAUAAUGUUCGUAAUUUUUACGUACCUAACCAGUGGCCUUGAUUGGGAGAUCCUGCUGCUUUGUGAAACAUUUUGCACUAUCAAAACCAACAUACCUUAUUCUGCUAUUACAAAAUGCUUUAGUUUCUGGGCUCCAGUUGUAACUUUUACUAGAAUAUGAUGCAUAGCAAGAAGGGCAAGAAAAUAAACUGUGCAGCAAAUAGGAGCAGACUCCAACCUUCUUAAUCAAUAGCUCCUCCAUUUUCCUUGGUUAUGUCUUUGAAAAACAAAACCAUGAUCCCUUUAAAGGUGCAUCUCUUCUGCAAAUUGUGUACGAAAGUGCGAUUUUAUGAGCAGUUUUUGGAGGGUAGGUCCUGUGCCUUUCCAUAAACAGCACAAUCAAAUGGAUGAUUUUGAAAUGAUGCAGCAUAUUGUAGAUGAUCACAGACACAGAACAUUUGGUCAUGGGCACAAGUUCAUUGGGUGAAAACUUUAACGUGUUCUUGCGUGAAUUUCAACAGUUCCUACGAUGGGGCAUACAACAGUCCUAAUUUAAAUAUUGUUAGCAUAUAUUCUGUACUUAAACUUAUUCUAUAAUAAGUUCUGUAUUUACAGUGAGUUCAAAGCGUGGCUUGUUGCAUGCAAACUUUUUCCUGUCAUCAUGUGUGUUGCCGCUGGUGCCUUUCUCUGUGAAUGAAUACAUGUAGGGUAGACUAUGGUAAAUGCUGACUGUAUUUACGAGCAGGAUGAUAGCUGCUGUGGGAUGUGGUAUUUGCUGCUGAUACAGCAAUGUGUGUUUGUAAAAAUAAAAGGAAAAGCUGUCCCUAUA
Ornithodoros turicata is the source of this 7333-nucleotide messenger RNA. Its product is annotated as Y+L amino acid transporter 2-like. The transcript has 10 exons. The record is from RefSeq and is a predicted model, not a curated record. NCBI's taxonomy places the organism in Eukaryota, Metazoa, Arthropoda, Arachnida, Ixodida, Argasidae. Gene Ontology annotation, biological process: amino acid transmembrane transport. Gene Ontology annotation, molecular function: L-amino acid transmembrane transporter activity. Gene Ontology annotation, cellular component: membrane. The coding region runs from base 918 to 2438 and encodes 506 amino acids.